Messenger RNA from Fulvia fulva, 468 nucleotides. Its product is annotated as Monothiol glutaredoxin-5, mitochondrial. NCBI's taxonomy places the organism in Eukaryota, Fungi, Ascomycota, Dothideomycetes, Mycosphaerellales, Mycosphaerellaceae. The record is from RefSeq and is a predicted model, not a curated record. The transcript has 3 exons. The coding region runs from base 1 to 468 and encodes 155 amino acids.
AUGUUUUCAAGGACAGCUUUCUCAGCCGUUGCCGGCGCAGCAUUGCGACCAUGCCGCAAUCCACUCCUCUCCUCUCGGUUCGCCGCACUCCAAAAGUCCUUACUCUCGACAGAAACGCGACAAGCCAUCGAUAAGGCGGUAGCAUCGGCACCUGUAGUGCUGUUCAUGAAGGGAACGCCAGAAACGCCACAAUGCGGAUUCUCGAGGGCGAGCAUACAGAUUUUGGGAUUGCAGGGUGUGGAUCCGCAGAAGUUCACUGCGUUCAAUGUUUUGGAGGAUCAGGAGUUGAGGCAAGGAAUCAAGGAAUACUCAGAGUGGCCAACGAUCCCACAGCUUUAUGUCGGGAACGAAUUCGUGGGAGGAACAGAUAUCAUGAUGAGCAUGCACCAGGAUGGCAGUUUGGCGAAGCUGCUGGAGGAGAAGGAUGUGUUGAUACCAGCUGAGAGCGAGGGCAGCAGCAGUCCGUAA